AUGUCUAAUGCAAAAGAAAGAAAGCAUGCUAAGAAAAUGAGAAACCAGCCCACUAAUGUGACCUUAUCCUCUGGCUUUGUUGCUGAUAGAAGCAUAAAGCACCAUAAUGGAGGGGGGAAACCUUUCCAAGCUCAAACACAAGAACCUCAUUCUGGAAUGACAAGACAGCGGCAAACCAAGAUGACGCCCCAUUUGCAGCCCGAGCCUAAUAUGAAUGAGCAGUCUUCCUCCAAACUCACGUUUAAAAAAAAGGGAGGCUGGAAAGCAGGUCCUGAUGGGACUUCUCAGGAGAUUCCCAAGUAUAUAACAGCUGCUACUUUCGCCCAAGCACGAGCUGCUGAAAUAAGUGCUAUGUUAAGGGCCGUGACCCAGAAGUCUUCUAAUUCACUGGUUUUCCAGACCUUGCCACGGCACAUGAGACGGAGGGCCAUGAGCCACAAUGUCAAACGCCUUCCCAGACGACUGCAGGAAAUGGCCCAGAAGGAGGCAGAGAAGGCUGUGCAUCAGAAAAAAGAACAUUCAAAAAAUAAAUGCCAUAAAGCUCGAAGAUGUCACAUAAACCGGACACAAGAAUUUAACCGUAGACAAAAGAAGAACAUAUGGUUAGAAACUCACAUCUGGCAUGCCAAACGGUUUCACAUGGUGAAGAGGUGGGGCUAUUGCCUUGGGGAGAGGCCCACAGUCAAAAGCCACAGAGCCUGCUACCGAGCCAUGACAAACCGUUGCCUCCUUCAGGAUUUGUCCUACUACUGUUGUUUGGAGUUGAAGGGCAAAGAGGAGGAAAUACUCAAGGCACUUUCUCAAAUGUGUAGCUUAGAUGCAGGCCUGACCUUUGCAGCAGUUCACUGCUUGUCUGGAAAGCACCAAGGGAAUCUUGUUCUUUACCGGGCAAAUAAAUAUCCGAGAGAAAUGCUUGGGCCCAUUACGUUUAUUUGGAAGUCAGAGGGGACCUCUGGUGGCACAUCUGAGAGCAGGCAGUUGUGGAUUUGGCUUCAUCCAACUCUUAAACAGGAUAUCUUAGAGGAGAUAAAAACUGUGUGCCAGUGUUUGGAACCCAUCCAGUCACCUGUCGGCUUACCUAACCCACUUCCAACACUGUCUCAAGGAAAAUGCCAAACUGAAAUGACUGAUGAGAAAACUGGCAAGAAAAGAAAAAGGAGAGACGAUGAAGAAAAUGCUAAACCAGUUACAAAAAUUGUUGGUGAUGGGACUAGAGAUCCACAUCAACCGUAUUCUUGGGUCUCUGCAGACACAGGCGUUAUAAUCAGUGACUUGACCAUGGAGAUGAGUAGAUUCCGGCUUAUCGGCCCCCUUUCCCACUCUGUCCUAACGGAGGCACUGAAAGCUGCUUCUGUCCAUGUGGGGGAAGAGGACACAGAGGAGACACCUCACCGCUGGUGGAUUGAUGCCUGUAGGAACACUGAUAGUGUUUCCCUUCAUCGCAGACAGGAAGCCAUUUUUGAGCUGUUGGGAGGAAUAACAUCACCAGCAGAAAUCCCAGCAGGUACUAUUCUGGGACUCACGGUGGGGGACCCUCGAAUAAAUUUGCCUCAGAAGCGCUGUGAAGCUUUGUCCAACCCAGAAAAAUGCCAAGAUAAUGAGCAAGUUAGACAGCUGCUCCAGGAGGGCGUGCCAGUGGAGUGUGCGCAUAGCUUUAUCUGGAACCAAGAGAUCUGUAGGAGUGUCACAGAGAAUAAAAUCUCGGAUCAGGAUUUAAACCGGAUGAGAAGUGAAUUGCUGGUGCCUGGGUCUCAGCUUGUUUUAGGUCCCCAUGAAUCAAGGAUACCUAUACUUCUGAUUCAACAGCCGGGCAAAGUGACUGGUGAAGACCGACUAGGAUGGGGCAGUGGCUGGGAUGUCCUCCUCCCAAAGGGCUGGGGCAUGGCUUUCUGGAUCCCAUUUAUCUAUCGAGGUGCAAGAGUUGGAGGAUUAAAAGAGGGUCUAGUGCAUUCUCAGUAUAAAAGGGCACCUGCUGUCCCAGGUGAUUUCCCAGACUGUCCUGCUGGGGUUCUCUUUGCUGAAGAGCAAACGAAGAAUCUUCUUGAAAAGUACAAAAGGCGCCCUCCUGCCAAACGGCCCAACUAUGUCAAGCUUGGCACACUGGCACCUUUCUGCUGUCCCUGGGAGCAGUUAACUCAGGACUGGGAGUCCAGAGUCUGGGCCCAAGAAGGAUCUUCUGUAGAUUCCUCUCCAACUGGUGAGGAGAGUGACCUAAGAAGAUGCGAGGUGCCUCAUGCUCCCACCCCUGAAGAACCUCAUCAGGCAUCUGCUGAAGCAGGCACACCCGUAAAUAACACCACCGAGUCACGAGUCUUGGACACAGAGUGUCAGGACCAGCCAGGCACCGAGAGGGAUAUGGACCAGGGUACAAGUGAGAACCAUGUUGCUGCUACCAGUAGUCAACUCUGUGUGCUGAGGAGUAGAAAGUUACUGAAGCAGCUGUCCGCCUGGUGCAGACCCCGUUCUGAGGAUCGGCGGGCAGCCCGGUGGGGCCCUGCCAGAGGCCAGCAAGGACUGACCAGAGAGGCCUGCCUAGCCUUCGAGGACCGCUUCCCCAGGGCCCUGGUGUGGGUCAGCCUGUCCCUGCUCAGGAAGGGCAGCCCCGAGCCACACACCAUGAUCUGUGUCCCAGCUGAGGAGGACCUGCUUCGGCUCAGUCAGGACCCAGAGUACUGUGGGCCCCAGGAGCCCCGGCACAACGACCCAUUCAAGAGCGUCAUCCUGAAGCAGAAAGAAAAGAAGAAAAUAGAGAAAAGGCAGAACCAAGGAUGUGCUGCUUCUGAGGCCCUGGCAUCAGGGCCGCCUGAGGCCAGGCAGGAAGCCCCGACUCUGGGAUUAUGGUCAGGCACCCUCCCGGGUUUGACUUCACACUGCUCCAGAGCCCUCCUCGGCUUUGUCACUCAGGGAGAUUUUUCCAUGGCUGUUGGCUGUGGAGAAGCCCUGGGGUUCGUUAGUGUGACGGGCUUGCUGGAUCUGCUGUCCAGCCAGCCAGCAGCUGAGAGGGGCUUGGUGCUGCUGAGGCCUCCCGCCUCCCCGCAGUACCGAUUUGCAAGAAUUGCUAUUGAGGUGUGAACGCGGUUCACGGCCUUGCAGGGCUCUGAUGAUAACUUUGUCAAGUCCCACAGUUGGAGAUUCUUGCUUUCCCUGUCUUCUCUUUCAAAAUAUCAUGUGAAAUUCCUUGGAAUCAAGAAUAAAAAAUGACAUAUUAUGCAAACGAUGAAAGGUUUACAUCA
Molecule: messenger RNA, 3233 nt
Organism: Heterocephalus glaber (naked mole-rat)
Lineage: Eukaryota; Metazoa; Chordata; Mammalia; Rodentia; Bathyergidae
Source: RefSeq, a predicted model, not a curated record